This is a messenger RNA of Suillus plorans, 1092 nucleotides long. RefSeq lists its product as uncharacterized. NCBI's taxonomy places the organism in Eukaryota, Fungi, Basidiomycota, Agaricomycetes, Boletales, Suillaceae. The record is from RefSeq and is a predicted model, not a curated record. The transcript is spliced from 14 exons. The coding region runs from base 52 to 1092 and encodes 346 amino acids.
UCCGCGCCACUGAGCCCUAGAAUUGAGCAGCCCUACCUUGGAUGGUAGUAUAUGUGGCAUAAACACCCUAGUCAUGAUACAUCCACCUUGAAGUUCGCCCCGCGCCGCCUGCGCUCUCAGGCUCACCCGAAGUUCUCAAACAGCAUGAGCCUAGUCUCAAGUGAUCCAAGUUGGUGGCCAUUCAUUGAUUCGAGUCGCAUUUCUAGCUGUGUUAUAGUUGCUUCCUCCGCUGGGGUGAUAUAUGAUUGGGCACUGACUUUUGGACAAGAGAUCGAACUGGUGUGGAGGCAACGUUUCUCCCUUAUGACCGUCCUGUAUCUGAGUGUGCGCUACGUUGGAAUAUUAUAUGCUGUCGUCCAGAUUCCGGUCAAUGUUCAGACAAUCUCGCAUAUAUAUAUAGUGAGUCAGACUAUAUCUGCUGCAAUGAUUUGGAUGACUUUUGUCGCAAAUGUAAUGCUGGGUGUCAUCAUGAUCACUCGAUUACAUGCCAUGUAUCAGCGAUCCAGAAAGGUGCUGAUAAUUCUCAUUGCCAUUUUCCUAGCUAUCUGCAUCGCCGUCGGAGUGCUCAUCGCGAUAACAGGAAUGCACAUUUCAGAGGAGGACUUCAUACUUUCUGGCACCUAUCAGUGCAUUUUUCACCCUAUAGACGGCCAAUUUCUGUCUACCGGCACUUGGAUAAUACUUGGUACUACAGCAUGGGAAAUCGUCGCGUUGUGUUUUGUAGUCCGGAUUGCUGUAAAGCAUUUCCGUGAAUUGCGACGAUACUCGACAGGAGGUAUUGUCGGAGACUAUUUUACGGUGUUAGUGAAAAGUCACAUUGUUUACUUUGCGAGCUUUCUUGUUGCUUCCUGCUUCGAGCUCGGUUAUUUAUUCCCCGAGGUCGUAGCGGACUUAUAUACCCUGAGAUAUCAGCUUUAUUAUGGUGUUUCUUCAUUAUCCACGGUCCUGCGAUUAUUUGUGCUAGGACCACGUCUGAUUCUUGAUGUACGAGAACAUCACGCGAAGCUCGUGGCCGACUCCGAUGCAGAAAACAGCAUGACUUCAAUUGCUUUCCAGGAGCGCGUGCAUGUGUCAACUAGCAGUAGUGUAUAA